AAAGUAGAGUAGAGUAGGAAAAACGAAACAGCAGACGGCGCCCGUGUUGAUGUUUCCAAAACAGAUGCAUUUUUGAGCUCGCUGUCGUCCAAAACAACGAAGGCUAACGGCGAUUAUGUCAGCUACUAUUAACUGUGCCAUGGAAAUGACGCUCCUCAAAGACUUACACCUGCCGCCCCGAUCAGAAUGCACCUACACAUCGUGCUACUGCGAAGAAAAUGUGUGGAAGCUAUGCGAGCUCGUCAAGUUGUCGUGUCCGGAUUUGCUACGGCGCUGUUUCGUCGUGUUUGUUUCAAAUCAGAGGGCAGCGGUGCCUAUUUGGAAACAGAAGUCUGGUACCGAAGAAAACGGCUUAGCCGUAUGGGACUAUCACGUCCUGUUCAUAUACUGUCCAGCAGACGACAGACCAUCUCGAGUUUACGACUUGGACACGGUCCUUCCAUUUCCUAUCGACAUUUCAACGUACAUCGCGGAGGCGUUCCAGCCGACGAUGCCAGUUCUACCGGAUUACCGACAGAUGUUCAGGGUGGUGGCAGCCGAUGAAUUUUUACAAACGUUCGCUUCGGACCGCACUAGAAUGAGGCGACCAGAUGGCACUUGGAUCAGAGAACCACCUGCGUACCCUUGUAUAAGGACAUCCGUGUCGACAAACAACAUAGAAGAUUUCAUUUGUAUGGACAAGGGGAUCGGAUAUGGAGAAGUGCUAUCCUUAGAAGAAUUUGAGGAAUGGUUUUCUAGGUAGAAGCACGCAAUCAAUCUGUCAAUUCCUACAAGGUUGCUCACAUAUCACUUCUCUGUUUGUGCUAUGCCGGAAAACGAAACUUACCGGUACAGUGAUGAGUAAACUCUCAUAAUCGCUCAGAAUGCAGAAGGUGGGGAAAGGGAAAGAGAGAGAGUGUGUAUGACUCUAGAAUGACCACAAUUAACCUGGCUGAAGGAGUCACUGAGUGUGUCAUGCUAUACAGACUGGACGCCAAUGGUUUCUUCAGAAAUACAACUAUCCAAGCUCAUGAUCUACAUUUAUACUCAGCAUCUCAUACUUUCAAAAAUAUCGACACGCAUAGGGAAGCAUGAGCAGGUUGAAGUAUGCUGUACGUGAUAAAUAACUUAUAAUGCAUCUGUAGCAGCUGCUUUGAUCAUUUUGGUAUAGUAAUAUAUAUGACCUGCUGCAAUGUUCUACAAAUACAUAAUUUCAUAUCGAUAAUACAGAAAUAAAUCAGAUGAACUGUA
Molecule: messenger RNA, 1230 nt
Organism: Ornithodoros turicata
Lineage: Eukaryota; Metazoa; Arthropoda; Arachnida; Ixodida; Argasidae
Gene: tun
Product: protein N-terminal glutamine amidohydrolase-like
Exons: 1
Coding region: 116-742 (208 amino acids)
Cellular component (GO): nucleus; cytosol
Molecular function (GO): protein-N-terminal glutamine amidohydrolase activity; protein-N-terminal asparagine amidohydrolase activity
Source: RefSeq, a predicted model, not a curated record